AUGUAAUGUAAACAAUGACAUGAGGACAUGAGAUGGAGUGUGAGACAGCUGCUUCAGGCUCAGCAGGAGGAGGAGACAGAGAGAAACUCAGGGUUUGUUGAAGAAAACCUGAGUUUCUCUCCGUCAGCGAGCAGGUUUGGUUCACGGAGUAUGUUGCCGGGGUAGCUGACUCAGCGUUAAGCUGAACUGGCUUUGUGAAACCGAAAAAACAGAGUUUCCCUCAUCUCAGGGUUAACUAACUCAGAGUUUUCACUAAACCUGCUUUCUGAAACGGGCCCCUGUUGACUUGUUCACCUUUUGUCUUGUUUACCUGUUGACUUAUUUACUUGUUGACUUGUUUACCUGGAGGUGAUGGAAACGACUCCAACCAUCGGCUUUAAUGUGGGGACGUUGGAUCUGGAUAAGAAGACUUCCCUCACAUUGUGGGACAUUGGAGGACAGAAAAGCAUGAGACCAAACUGGAGGUUGUACCUGGACAGUUGCAAGGCUGUGGUCUUCGUGGUGGACAGUUCUGACUCGUCUCGUCUUCCUGAGGCUCAGAAGGUUCUGAAGAAAGUUCUCAGUGAUGAUAGACUGAGAGGAGUUCCUCUAAUGGUUCUGGCCAAUAAGAAGGACCUGCCUAACUCCAUGACCAUACGAGAGAUCUCGUGUCAGCUGUCUCUCCCCUCGCUGACAGACAGGUUGUGGGAGAUCCAGGCGUGCAGCGCUAAACGAGGUCUUGGUCUUCAGCAGGCGUUUGUUUCUGUUCACAGACUCAUCAAGAAGAGCUGAACACACAUUAUUAUUUUUAUUAUUAUUAUAAUAAUUAUUAUACAUCUAUAUGUAUAAAGAUGUAACCCUAUAUAAAGUCAUUGACUAAUA
This is a messenger RNA of Solea senegalensis (Senegalese sole), 861 nucleotides long. Its product is annotated as ADP-ribosylation factor-like protein 11. Lineage: Eukaryota; Metazoa; Chordata; Actinopteri; Pleuronectiformes; Soleidae. Bases 352 to 771 code for a protein of 139 amino acids. The transcript has 3 exons. Gene Ontology annotation, molecular function: GTPase activity; GTP binding. Gene Ontology annotation, cellular component: cytoplasm. The record is from RefSeq and is a predicted model, not a curated record. Gene Ontology annotation, biological process: intracellular protein transport; vesicle-mediated transport.